AUGGCUGUUGACAAUAAGUGCUGUGACAGUUGUUUCCACUGUUUUUUCGAUUAUGAAACGCCUGUAACGCUAGUGAUCAGCAGCAAAAGAGUUGGACUUCUCUUCAGAUUCAUUCAACUUCUAAUCGUCGCUUACGUGGCUGUGUACGUCUGUUGGUAUCAACGCGGGUAUCAAGACUCGGACUCAGUGAUUAGUUCAGUCACGACAAAAGUGAAGGGUACUGCUGUCACCAACACAUCCGUUCUUGGUGUUCAUGUAUGGGAUGUGGCUGAAUAUGUUAUCCCUCCUCAGGGAGAGAGCUCUUUCUUCAUACUGACAAAUGUGAUUGUCACUCCAGGUCAAACUCAAAGCACCUGUCCAGAGACCCCAAGUCCAGCCACCAUCUGUCACUCUAACAGCGACUGCACAGUGGGCCAUAUGGAUGUCCGUGGUAAUGGUGUUCAAACUGGACUCUGUGCGAACUAUUCUGACACUGUCAAAACCUGUGAGGUGCGAACUUGGUGCCCGCUUGAGAACGACUCAGAAAUCCCAAAACCUGCCAUGAUGAAGUCCGCAGAGCAAUUCACUGUGCUCAUCAAAAAUAACAUCAUAUAUCCCAAGUUCAAUUUCAGCAAGAGAAACAUACUGCCCCACGUUAACUCAUCCUAUCUGAAGCGCUGCAUAUUCCAUCGCACAACAGACCCUCACUGCCCAAUUUUUUGCCUCGGGGACGUGGUUGAAGAAGCUGGAGAGGACUUUGACGCCAUGGCCAUUCAAGGUGGUGUUAUGGGGAUACUGAUAGACUGGAGUUGUGAUUUGGACAUGGCGGAGAGCCUCUGUGUUCCCAAGUACUCCUUCCAGAGGCUGGACAGCAAAAACCCUUCUAACAAUGUCGCACCCGGAUACAACUUCAGGUUUGCAAAGUACUUUAAAGAUGAUGAAAACGGAGAGACAAGAACACUGAUAAAAGCGUAUGGAAUUCGGUUUGAUGUAAUUGUGUUUGGAAAGGCAGGAAGAUUCAGCAUCGUGCAGACUAUUGUUAAUCUCGGAGCCACACUCGCCUUUCUGAGCCUGGUGAAUGCUGUUUGUGACUGGGUCAUGCUGACUUUUAUGGAGAAGAGGGACUACUACAGCAAACAUAAAUUCAUACACUUAGACAACAAUGCAGAUGGCGCAAGGGAAUCACUCACGCUUGGAGAAACCGCCUAUGGAACCCAGUAA
This is a messenger RNA of Chanos chanos (milkfish), 1200 nucleotides long. RefSeq names its product purinergic receptor P2X, ligand-gated ion channel, 4b (gene p2rx4b). Gene Ontology annotation, cellular component: plasma membrane. The transcript is spliced from 12 exons. Gene Ontology annotation, biological process: calcium ion transmembrane transport; response to ATP. Gene Ontology annotation, molecular function: ATP binding; purinergic nucleotide receptor activity; extracellularly ATP-gated monoatomic cation channel activity. NCBI's taxonomy places the organism in Eukaryota, Metazoa, Chordata, Actinopteri, Gonorynchiformes, Chanidae. The coding region runs from base 1 to 1200 and encodes 399 amino acids. The record is from RefSeq and is a predicted model, not a curated record.